UGGGGGGAGCAGUCAUUUCAGACAGACCCUGAUUUGCCUCCAGGAUGGAAGAUUAUGACAGACAUGGCUGGCAUUUAUUACUGGCACAUUCCUACGGGCACCACGCAGUGGGAGAGACCCACCCCAUGCCAUCCGGUGCCAACUGGACCCAGCCAUGCCAGCCGCAAGCACUCCCUGGGCUCCCUGUCACCCUCGCCCACUCCAGACCACGAGUCGAUGUCUCACGCCCACGUGUUUUUCGAAGCAUCGAGUCGUUCAGGCAGCACCACUUCUGACAGCUCGUCUGACCCCGCCCCCAUCCCGUCUUCUUCAUGUCUGGAACCAACCCCUAUCCUGUCCUCAAACUCUUCCUCAUCCUAUGACGGCAAUGUUCCUUCCUGUGGAUUCGUCAACAGCUGCUACUUUCCUCGGUCCUCAUCCCUACAGAUAAUGCCAGGGAAGGAUAGACACUCUGAGGCAUGCCAUCGAGAAGAGGACAAGAAACAGCCAUGGAGUGAUUUUGCAGUGGGAAAGAUUGAUAGUGAGAUCUGGAAGGAUCUACAGGCGGCCACAGUAAACCCUGACCCUAGUCUGAAAGAGUUUGAAGGCGCAACUCUCCGCUACGCCUCCCUCAAGCUACGAAACCCUGCUCCUGUGGAAGAGGAAGAUUCCAGCAGCAUUAACAGUGACCCUGAAGCCAAGUGUUUUGCUGUGCGCUCUCUCGGCUGGGUAGAGAUGGCUGAGGAUGAUUUGGCUCCGGGUAAAAGCAGCGUCGCUGUUAACAACUGCAUCCGUCAACUGUCCUACUGCAAGAAUGAUAUACGAGACACUGUGGGCAUCUGGGGAGAGGGGAAGGAUAUGUACCUCAUUCUGGAGAAUAACAUGCUGAAUCUGGUUGACCCGAUGGAUCGAAGCGUUCUACACGCUCAGCCCAUCGCAAGCAUCCGUGUGUGGGGCGUCGGGCGCGAUAAUGGAAGAGAGAGGGAUUUUGCAUAUGUAGCACGAGAUAAGGACACCCGGAUAUUAAAAUGUCAUGUGUUCCGCUGUGACACCCCUGCCAAAGCCAUCGCCACCAGUCUGCACGAAAUCUGCUCCAGGAUCAUGGCAGAGCGCAAGAAUGCCAAAGCUAUGGCUGGAGGAUCUCUACAGGACAGAACACAUUCUGGGCUCGACGUCCCACUACAAGAGUUCCCCACACCAAAGACUGAACUGGUGCAGAAGUUCCAGGUGUUAUACGUUGGCAUGAUGCCAGUUGCCAGACCUAUAGGCAUGGACAUUCUCAACGGUGCAAUAGACAGUUUGAUGACAUCAUCAAUCCGAGAAGACUGGAUUCCUGUGAAACUGAAUGUAGCUGACGCAACAGUCACAGUCAUCAAAGAAAAGGAGGAAGAGGAGGUCCUAGUGGAGUGUCGUGUGCGUUUCCUGUCAUUCAUGGGAGUUGGAAAAGAUGUGCAUUCAUUCGCGUUCGUCAUGGAUUCUGGGAGCCAGCACUUUGAGUGUCAUGUGUUUUGGUGUGAUCCCAAUGCUGGCAGUGUGUCAGAGGCUGUUCAGGCAGCGUGCAUGUUGAGGUAUCAGAAGUGUCUGGUGGCACGCCCUCCAUCUCAGAAAGCCUGCUCACAGGCACCCCCUGCUGAUUCAGUCACACGCCGUGUCUCCACCAGCGUCAAACGUGGAGUUCUGUCCCUCAUCGACACGCUCAAACAGAAGAGACCAGUCACUGAGCUCAACCAGUGAUCUGACACAUGAGCACGCACACUCACCGUCACGCUCUGCAUGCUUAAAACUAUCAGAAUGUCCUGUACAUACCUGUCCAGUCACGUGAUGGAGAUGAAGAAGAACUCGAGGGCGAAAACGGUCUGAAAAUCAGUAAUUAUGAAAUGAGCUGAUGCCAAGAAAAGUCCACCUAGUCCACUAUCUACAAGCCUCGCUCUUCCAUCUGAUGCGAUUAUCUGCAUAGGAAGCCACGCCACUCCAGCAUGACUGAAACCAACAUGCUCCGCCCAUCUAUAAGAUCAACCCUAUCUGGACAAAGCCUCCUCAAAGAGAUUUGUGUAAUUCAACAAGAACAAACAAGGCUGCUUCACUCAACAGAGCUUCUUCAUAGACCAUAUGUGUGUGUGCGGGUGUGUAGAGGAGCUUGAUGCUGCUUCAUUUGCUAAAGGAUGUUCAUAAGUGUCAUAAAAGCUAUUUUUUGUUGCAUUCUUUAUUAUCCUGAGAGAAGAAUGGGUGGAUGAGAGGAACUGUGCUCUGUGUUCCAUUCAAAGUUGGAUGACGGAUAUUCUUACUUGAUAUCUUCUGACCAAGUUGCUCCAGUGUUCAGUGCUCAAAAGAUGAGGUGUGAAGGUUGCGGUAACAUUAGCGAUAUUUUGGUGACAUUUCGGUCCGUUGCUAAUUGUCAGUAGUGCUGCGACGUAUGAAGCACAACUUGCUUAAAUGCUACAAUUGGUCAACACAGUAAAUUCAUAUUAACAACUUGCGAAAUCCAAUCAUUUGGAUACCUAUUGGAAUAAAGAUUAAUGUGACCGCACCUUAAGGCAACAAAACAACACUAUAUUAGCAGUGCGUUAGUUCAGCGUCAACAAUGAAGUCUUCUAGCAACCAAAUUACGGAGAAUAAAUGCGCAAGUUGGAAGUUCGAAUUCAAGUGAAGUUCUUUGCGCUUUUCCAAGUAGGAAAUUCCAGCUUUUUGAGUUGAGCGAAACAACAUUAACGUCGACGCUUUCACCAAAUGGUUUUGUUUUCUUCAAGAAGCUCUGCUGACACGUUCAUCUUCACCUGAAGUUGAUGAGGAGGCUUGGAAAAGAUGCCGAUAUGAAACAGACUUGCUCUGCAUUAACACCGCUGGAAGGACACGACCUGUUCAGUGUGUAGAUGUAAAGUAUGAAUGUGCUUUUUAUAUUUCCAAAGUGAAAUUGCCUUUUAGUUUUUUCUUUGAAAGAGAGAAUGUUGUGGAAGAGAACUGAAUUACUCAUGGAGCAAAAUACAGGAGGUGGGGAAGAACUUUGUCUAGAGUCAAACCCUUCAAUCGUGUCAAUUCUGCUUUGAACCCCAAUGUAGUGCUUGCUUCCUCCAGAGGCUCUCCAGUGACUGAAAGUCAAAAAUACCUGACUAAUAGAAACUAUCUGCAGCACAUCCAAGUUAGUGAAAAACUCCAAUGUCUAUGAAGAGCUAUUUCAGUUCCAGCAUCCAUUCCUCACGUUUGGAUGCCAUUAGUGGCUCUACGUGUCCUGGUUGUGUUUCACAAAUUUGUAUUUAAAUUUUUUUGACCCGCACGCACCUACGUGAUCUUGCUGUGCUCUGGCGUGCCACCUGUAGUCCUAGACUUACCCUUUCUUUCCCAAGGGUUUUGACGAGUCACUUAUGUGUGUACAUAUAGUAUCUAUAUAUAGCAAACAUCAUAUCAUAAGGCUUUAUUUUUCAAAUUUCAGAUACUUUUAUUUUGUCGCUUUUUUAUUUUGGUUUUGUUUAUUUUGGUCAUAGUUGCCUGGGCAUGUCUUGUGAUCCCGUUUAUUCUGGCCAUGCUGUAAAAAAAAUCAUGUAUGUGUUGUAGAUAAACCAACUGAUAAAACAAAGAAAAGAAGAAGAGUGAAAGAUGGUAGAGAUUGUGAAUACAAAUUAAUUUUAUGGUCCUUUUUAGGAGAGCUAGCUCUAGGGGAGGAGAUGUGAACUGUAAGUGUCUAUCUAUGCAUUCUUUUAGCUCUUGAGGAAGAUUUGAGAGGAAAAAAAAGACACAUUGCCUUGCAUGUCCUGCGACAAUUUAAGAAAAACUGUACUGAACAGAAAUGAUAUUUUUUAUUUUAUUUAUUCCAUUUUAUAUCGGUAUAUACUGGUUUCAUUGUGAUGUAUCAUAUGCUUAGACAUUCUUUACCCUGUAUUGAACAACAAAUCAAACGUGAAAUGUAAAUUCAAAUCACUGUACAGUUGCUCUGGUGACCCUCGAAGAGCUGUGUAUCUCAGACGCUGACUGCCAUCGUAACAUAACAUUUAAAAGGCCUUUGUAGGACCUUUACAUUCUGCCCAAACCAACAUUAGACGUAGGUAUAGGCUAGUAUACGCUAUAUGGCCAAAAGUAUGUAUGACUAUUUGACUAUUUCAUUUGCAACAGGUGCAUAAAAUCAAACAAUCAAUCUCCUUUUGGACCCUUCACUCAAAAAUGUGGUCUUUGAGAAAUCUCAAAACCCUUAAUGCUUUUUUAAAAACGUGGCGCCCAAUGCAGGGUCUCCCCAGCGGGAACCUUGAUAUCAAUUUGACGUCAAAUAUUAGUCAAGACUUGAUCAAGAUGCUGUAACAUUAUUUUAAAUUCAGUUUGGACUGCAGUUUCUUGGGUGAAAAUAGGAAGUUAAUCCCACACUGAAAUUGGUUUAAUGUAUAUGUAGGUCAAUAUGUUUGACAUUCAAUUUACAUCAAAUCAAUGUCAUGUCAAGUUUUUGAUGUCAGUUUGAUUUGCAUAUUUGACCUGUUUUUUUUAACGCCAGUUUUGAUGUCUUUUCAACAUCAAUUGCCACAGGGUCAAGACAAGUUUUAACAAUGCGUUUUAAAAACGUGGCGCCCAGCGUAGGGUCUUUUAACACUGUUAAAAAUGUUAACGUGAUGUAUUUUAACCCAACAUAGGAUCUCAAGUUGUAUUUAUAUAGCACUUUAUGCAAUACAGAUUGUUUCAAAGCAGCUUUAUGGGUUUAGACAAGGAAAUAGUGAUGCAAACAAAAUGAAAGCAGCUCUGAAAAGAUAAUAGUGAUUAUUUAGUUGAAAACAGUUCAUUAUUGAUUCAGUUUGGUUCAAUAACUGUGUAAAGUCCAUUAAUUAUAGCUUGAUGCAUUUUAAAAACACGGUGCCCAUGCUAAAAGACAUGGCUAAUAAUGCAUAUUUACAAUAACAAAACAAUUAAAAGCCUUGCAGUGAAACAUUUUUAGCAUAAUACAGUAGGAUGCUUUGGAAGCUGUUAUAAUGUCCUAUUAAUGAUUUGUAUGAUUUAUAUUAUAUUAGACAUCCAUUUGGUCAAUUAGUGUAUGUUCCAAAAUGUCAAUUUAAACAAAUUUCCUCAACAGACACAUUCAUCAAGACUGUUACAAUCAGAUUUUACCACAUUUAAAAUUUCAUCAAGACCGUUACAAUCAGAUUUUACCAAAUUUAAAAUUUCAUCAAGACCGUUACAAUCAGAUUUUACCAAAUUUAAAAUUUCAUCAAGACCGUUACAAUCAGAUUUUACCAAAUUUAAA
Messenger RNA from Sinocyclocheilus grahami, 5194 nucleotides. Its product is annotated as amyloid beta A4 precursor protein-binding family B member 2-like. The transcript has 15 exons. Gene Ontology annotation, biological process: regulation of DNA-templated transcription. Gene Ontology annotation, molecular function: transcription factor binding; amyloid-beta binding. Gene Ontology annotation, cellular component: nucleus; cytoplasm. NCBI's taxonomy places the organism in Eukaryota, Metazoa, Chordata, Actinopteri, Cypriniformes, Cyprinidae. Bases 55 to 1713 code for a protein of 552 amino acids. The record is from RefSeq and is a predicted model, not a curated record.